This is a messenger RNA of Aspergillus glaucus CBS 516.65, 963 nucleotides long. Its product is annotated as eukaryotic translation initiation factor 4E. Gene Ontology annotation, cellular component: eukaryotic translation initiation factor 4F complex; cytoplasm. The record is from RefSeq and is a predicted model, not a curated record. The transcript is spliced from 2 exons. Gene Ontology annotation, biological process: translational initiation. The coding region runs from base 1 to 963 and encodes 320 amino acids. Gene Ontology annotation, molecular function: RNA 7-methylguanosine cap binding; translation initiation factor activity. NCBI's taxonomy places the organism in Eukaryota, Fungi, Ascomycota, Eurotiomycetes, Eurotiales, Aspergillaceae.
AUGACGGGCCCCGACGGCAAGGAUGGUGGUGCCAACCUUCCCCGCAGUCACACUUCGAAGCGUUUUGGUCCCGAUAGCUCCCAUGGCCGUUCGAAUCCCUUCAACGCAAUAUCCCCUCUAUCCGGUGGCGUCGCAUCCCCCUCCACGAAUGCCUCGUCCGCGUUUGGCUUAGGUUCCGGCGCUUUCGCCUCGUUCGGUGCUCCCAAGACUCCCGGCGCUUCCUCCGACACCGGCUCCUCGAAGGCUCCCGGCGACAAACGAGACAUCAACACCACUGAACAGGCUGUGGCAGAGAGCCAGAGGGCCAGGGGUUUUGGUGCCGGCGCCAAAGGGCAUCCCUUGAAGUCGACUUGGGUGAUCUGGUAUCGCCCCCCUACACCGAAAUACUCCGACUACGAAAAAUCCACCAUCCCCCUCGCAUCUAUCUCGUCCGUGGAAAGCUUUUGGUCGGUAUACGCCCACCUCAAGCGACCCUCUCUUCUCCCUACCGUCUCCGACUACCACAUCUUCAAGAAAGGCAUUCGUCCAGUAUGGGAGGACGAUGCAAAUAAGAAAGGCGGCAAGUGGAUUGUACGGUUGAAGAAGGGUGUGGCUGAUCGGUACUGGGAGGAUCUCUUAUUGGCUAUCGUUGGCGACCAGUUUGCAGAGGCAGCCGACGAGGUUUGCGGUGCCGUUCUCAGUGUGCGGAGCGGCGAGGAUGUUCUGAGUGUCUGGACCAGGAUUGACGGAGGGCGGAACAUUAAGAUUAGGGAAACGAUCAAACGUUUGCUUGCCUUCCCGGCCGACACCAAUAUCAUAUGGAAGAGCCAUGACGAUAGCAUUGCUCAACGCUCAGCGAUUGACCAGGCUCGCCAAGAGAAAGCCAACCAUCAUCACCAGCAUCACCACAACAACCACCAUCAACACCUUGGAGCCGAUCGACGGAGAACGACAGCCAAUGACGAAUCUACUGGGGAUAAAUGA